Molecule: messenger RNA, 813 nt
Organism: Penicillium brevicompactum
Lineage: Eukaryota; Fungi; Ascomycota; Eurotiomycetes; Eurotiales; Aspergillaceae
Exons: 3
Coding region: 1-813 (270 amino acids)
Source: RefSeq, a predicted model, not a curated record
AUGAGUGCAAAUUCCGGUGCGGCUCCCGAUGCCUGGGAGGAUUCGUGGGAAACCCAAGCAGAUCAUCUCGAUUCUCAGCCUACCCCGCCGUCCGACAAGAAAGUCUCCUCCAAAGUGACCAAAGCACAACGCAGGGCACAGCAAGCAGAAUUCAACCGACAACUAUGGGCUGAAGCCGACUCCCCAGAGACCUUCCACUUCGCCGAAGCGCGCGCCGAUGUGCCCCUCAAGCAGGACAUCAAGCCAGCAGUCAAGCUGUUGAGCCGAAAACCCCAACUAGUGACCAGACACUCCUCCUCGUCGGGUACAAUCGAUGCUGCAAGCGCUGGAUUUGGCCAGCUUGGAAUAGACGAUGACGAUUCAGAGGAGGAAAAGGCGCCCGAGCCAACACCCGAAGAGCGCCAUGCAAUUGCACUCAAGAACAGAGAGGAAAAGCAGCGGAAGUACGAAGAGGUGCGCGAACGCUUAUUUGGCAGCCCGUCUGCUACGGCUUCCGGGACCUCGUCGCCAGGAAGUACGACCCCGCCUCGACAGAAUUCUGGUGAGGGUCGAGGUAGAGGAAAGGGACGAGGUGGAGGCAGAGAUCAUCGGGAAAAGAGAGAACCUUCGGCCGCUCCGAGCAAGUCUAAGCAUCUUUACGACCCGUCUACUUCAGCAAAGCCAAAUGCACCCUUUGGGCGGGGUGGCCGUGCCCAGCUUGAACGUGUUGGCUCCGACCCUCAAGCUCCACAGCAACCACUACGCAACCCGCGGGGCCCUGAUGCUAGUGGGAGAGGGGGCUUCAAUUUCAACCGGGGUGCUCGAACAGGCUAA